AUGGUCGAAAAGGAAUCUUGUAAUAAAAAAAUAUGCUUGAGAGGAAGUCUGCAUGAUGGCCACCAGGACACAAUUCAUUUUUUAAUGAAGAUGUGUUACUAUUACAAAUCUACGGAUAAUUACGGUGUCUUCGUGUCAAAUAUCGAUUUGAAAAGUUGA
This is a messenger RNA of Plasmodium inui San Antonio 1, 159 nucleotides long. RefSeq lists its product as hypothetical. The transcript is spliced from 2 exons. The record is from RefSeq and is a predicted model, not a curated record. The coding region runs from base 1 to 159 and encodes 52 amino acids. NCBI's taxonomy places the organism in Eukaryota, Apicomplexa, Aconoidasida, Haemosporida, Plasmodiidae.